This is a messenger RNA of Acanthoscelides obtectus, 530 nucleotides long. The record is from the annotation of a GenBank genome assembly. NCBI's taxonomy places the organism in Eukaryota, Metazoa, Arthropoda, Insecta, Coleoptera, Chrysomelidae.
GAAUAAAUAUUGAAAAGAAAAGAAUUAUUGUCAUCGCUGCUAUGUAUACUUACUAUAGAAUUUUAAAAAAGAAGGACAAAAAGCGUUAUAUAAGAACAUGGAUUAAGAAGUGGAAAAAAGAUCGGAAUCUGUACGGGCAUAUGCCCCUUGUUCACAAACUCAAAGAAAAUUAUCCUGACGACUACAAAAACUAUUUGAGAAUGGAUUCACACACAUUUGAUAAAUUAUUUACAAUGAUAACACCUAAAAUAAUUAAACAGGAUACAGUUAUGAGGCAUAGAAUUGGUGCUUCAACUCUUUGUGAUUUGAUUCCCGAAACUUGUCGAGCUAUAUAUGAGUCUUUGAAGGACGAGUACAUGAAGUUCCCGACUAGUAAAGAAGAAUGGAUUGAUAUUGCUAAAGGAUUUGAAAAUAAGUGGCAGUUUAUCAAUUGUGGAGGUGCUUUAGACGGCAAACAUAUAAGGAUUGUCCCGCCUCCUCACUCAGGAGCACAAUAUUAUAAUUAUAAUAAUUUUAUUCAAUUGUUUUGA